AGCAAGCAAAGCAGGCCGGCACGCACCCGCAAGUCCUCACCUCCCCAACCCCAACUCCCGCGAGGGCGCGAGAUCUCCCCCGCUCCCUCCCCCCAGAUCCGCCUCGCCGACACCGCCCGCCCGCCGCGCCGCCGACGCCGCGCCGCCAUGUCGCACAACUACGGGGACACGAUCCCGCUGCAUCCGUCGUCGGCGCAGUCCGACAUGGACGAGAUCGAGAGCCUCAUGUACGACGCGCCCUCCGCCACCGUCCUCCCCGCGCGGCCGCCCUCCCCGCCGCGCGCCUCCAUCCCCAUCUCCACCUCGCCUCCCCCGCCGUCCUCCAAGCCGCCCCUCCCCGCCUCCUCCGUCCCCAUCUUCGUGCCCCAGGGGCCGACCCCCGCCCCGCCCGCGUCCGUCUCCGUCGCCAUCGGCUCGGAAGGCUUCGGGCCCCCGCCCAACACGCUCACCGAGCCCGUCUGGGACACCGUCAAGCGCGACCUCGCCCGCAUCGUCAGCAACCUCAAGCUUGUCGUCUUCCCCAACCCCAACCGCGAGGAUCCCGGCAAGGCGCUCAGGGACUGGGACCUCUGGGGCCCCUUCUUCUUCAUCGUCUUCCUCGGCCUCACACUGUCCUGGUCCGCCUCUGUUAAGAAGUCUGAAGUAUUUGCUGUCGCAUUCGCUGUGCUGGCAGCUGGGGCUAUAAUCUUAACUCUAAAUGUUCUGCUUCUGGGUGGGCACAUCAUCUUCUUCCAAAGCCUCAGUCUCCUUGGCUAUUGUUUGUUUCCUCUGGAUGUUGGGGCCCUCAUUUGCUUGCUGAAGGACAAUGUCAUACUAAAGAUCAUCGUCGUGACAGUCACACUGGCGUGGAGCUCCUGGGCUGCCUACCCAUUCAUGAGCGCUGCUGUGAACCCAAGGAGAAAGGCUCUGGCCAUCUAUCCCGUAUUCCUCAUGUACAUCUCGGUGGGGUUCCUCAUAAUUGCCAUAGAUUAGCCCCUGGGGUGAGCAAUGUAGUAACAUCUGAAAUGUUGAGAUUUUCCCCGUUGCACCGGCGGAACGUAUACAGGCUUGAAUAUACUCUGUCCCCCCUAUGGAGCCCUUUUGGAUUGUUCUGUUGAGAACCUGGCCUUCACAUGAGCAAGAGACAGAAGGCUGUAAAAUUAGUUGAAAAUUAAUUAUAUAUGUUGGUCUACUGUUGUAAA
Messenger RNA from Aegilops tauschii subsp. strangulata, 1181 nucleotides. Its product is annotated as protein YIP4b. Gene Ontology annotation, cellular component: trans-Golgi network; membrane. The record is from RefSeq and is a predicted model, not a curated record. NCBI's taxonomy places the organism in Eukaryota, Viridiplantae, Streptophyta, Magnoliopsida, Poales, Poaceae. Gene Ontology annotation, biological process: endoplasmic reticulum to Golgi vesicle-mediated transport.